Colletotrichum lupini is the source of this 2541-nucleotide messenger RNA. RefSeq lists its product as uncharacterized. Bases 1 to 2541 code for a protein of 846 amino acids. The record is from RefSeq and is a predicted model, not a curated record. The transcript is spliced from 2 exons. Lineage: Eukaryota; Fungi; Ascomycota; Sordariomycetes; Glomerellales; Glomerellaceae.
AUGUGGUUCCGGAAAUCGACGCUGGGAAAAUCUCGACUGGGAUCAUACGUCAAACAUUCCACGAUUCACGGAAUUGGGCACAUUCUUGCGCAAAAUUCCAAGGACACGGGGAUUGUUGUUCCCGACCAUCCUUUCCUCUCAUAUGCAAAGGAAUUUUGGUUACUACACACACGGUAUACGAUCGAGCCAUCUACUCAACGCUUGUGGUUCAAUCUGAUCGGUGAGGUUGACCUUUCGAAUCUCCGAACCCAUCCCUUGGUAGCGGCGGCCUGGGCCGAUGUGGAAGUACCCCAAGAACCUGCUGCUUUUGCAGGCUUGUUCUGGUCUGUGCAAAACUCCCAUAUCCCAAUUUUUGAUCAUGCUAUCAACUUGGGUAAACAUGCUUCUUCAUUCACCUCACAAUUCCGCCGCAUAGUGGCACUUCGUCGGAUGUUCAAAUCACUGUCGUCACUUUCGUCACUAUCACCUUCCUCGGGCGAUAACCCUCCAGUAUCACCACGUCCGAUUAUAGAGGCACACAUGAUCUCACACCUACUCCCGAUCUCAGUAUUAUUAAACACCUUCGAGUUUACCAAAUGGAUGGAAUCCCAUAUUGAGCCAGCGAAGUGCAGCAAGACACCCACGAGGAAUACCAGCGCCCUAAGCGCUCACGAUAAUUCUACAAUCGAGCUCUCUCCAGGGUCUAUCGAAUCCCCCGGGCCAUAUGAAUUGGAUGCGACAAUGACACAAAUUGCUGUCCUGGAAGGCUUCCCUGUUACCCUAGAUGUACCCCGAACAUUCAAGCUCCUCCCCAAAUAUCCCAUACACCAAUUCGUGGACUUUCCAUCAUCGAUAUCUCAGGCAUUCCUUUACACACUGCAAAGCAAUGUCCCACACGAGAUGUUUCUGAGAAAGUUUACUUCGCACCUCAAUAGCGGACUGGAUCUCAAGUCACUUAGCAACGUAAGAGUCUACUCUAUCCUCAAAGUAUUGGUAGAAUCUCGUGAGCUUAAUUCACUUCUUGUUUUCCAACUCCGAGAAAGAUUGGUGAAUUCGAUUCGCAUCGAAGAUGGAAUGCGGAACCAGAUUUUCCGUCGUGCCUGUCUCAUGGGGAACUUCGACAUCGCUGUUCAGACGCGACCUCGUCCAGAAGCGGAGGGCUUGAGACCACCAUACAGGGGUGAUGAGAUUAACCUUGUACUACAAAAUGUAUCGGAAGAAAGAUUCAAGCUUGCAACAUGGCUAGUCAAUGAUGGUGCAUCAUAUCCGUCAAACGAUAUCGAUGCCUCUGGAUGCUAUUGCUCCACCCUUCGUCGGGCCAUGCUGCUGAGGAACUGGCACCUAGCGUCAGCAUUGCUUGAGCAUGGGGCUUCGACAAUGGGACUGGCUAGAUUUUGCUCUCGAAUAGAGUUGACCCAUUUUUGCGUCUUACACAACGACCUGGACGGUAUCGCGUUCCUGGCUAAGGCAACGAAAGGCAAAGCUUUAAAUACACCCUCUGCCGGGUCCGUGUUCAACAGCUUCACUCCAAUACAGCUCGCGGCUUUCAGGGACUCUGACUGGUGUCGACUCCAUUCUAUUCGAGCCCUAAUGGCUGAAGGUGCUAGGCUUUGGUCCAUGACGACCGAUAGCUAUAUGCUCUCAAUCGAAGAGAAACUGGAAAGGCUUGUUAUCAGCACUGCCGAAAACUCCGCACGAGACGCUGGGGAAUACCUACAUUCCCUGAGAGGAAUAUACGCUCAAAAUAAGAAAGUCCUAAAGGUCAGCAGUAAGAUUGUUUGUCUUGUUGCAAUACUCGUUGGGAAGUUUGUCUCAAAAUACCGUCAGGCUUUGUCUCAGCCGCAGCCAAGCAACGAGGAAGUUCUAGGGUACUUCAGCGAUUCUGUGGUUUUGAUGAGUAUCUUCCUCAAAUCGCCCAGAGCCCCAGGUUUUCACAAGACAGACUUGAUUCUGUCUCUGCGAGAAAUUACAGGGGCCUUAUCGCGCCUUGACACCGUCUCAGACCCCUCUUCCCUUGAGGGGCCUUUCAAGUCGACACCGAUCACGUGGAAGGUACAGAUGAGACUUCUACAAGUUGUCGAUCUCAUCUUGAAAAGCACAAUCUCGGCUCAGUCUGAGCAGCAGCCAAGGAAAUCCCAUGUGAUACCCGAAAUUCUGUGUGCAGACCUAUUACAUACAUCCAUAGCCUCUAAACCCACUGCCUUGGAUGGAGAUUCUUUGGCGUCGACAAGCCAAUUCGCACUACAGUUCAAGUACUUUCGAAAUAUUCUAGAAGACGGCUUCAACGCAAAUGGUCUCACAUGGCUCUUGCAGUGCUUACUCAUCCUUGGUAAAAAGUUCUCAGGAGAAUCUCUGAUUCAUUUCGCAACCGAUCUCGACCUCACCUAUAUGAGUAACUCUUGGCUUGACAGAGAUGAAAGUCCGCAUCCAAUUCCAGUCAGUAUACGGGAAAGGCUUCGGUGUUUUGGCUGCAGAAAGGACACUUUGGAUAUGCUAGACGAGGUGUUGAUCUCUUUCAAGCUGAUGUAUCGAGCUCCUUUGAAUGGGCCCCUCAUUCGCUAA